Messenger RNA from Stegastes partitus (bicolor damselfish), 411 nucleotides. RefSeq names its product glycoprotein hormone subunit alpha 2 (gene gpha2). Gene Ontology annotation, biological process: cell surface receptor signaling pathway. The transcript is spliced from 4 exons. The record is from RefSeq and is a predicted model, not a curated record. Gene Ontology annotation, cellular component: extracellular region. NCBI's taxonomy places the organism in Eukaryota, Metazoa, Chordata, Actinopteri, Pomacentridae. Gene Ontology annotation, molecular function: hormone activity; hormone receptor binding. Bases 1 to 411 code for a protein of 136 amino acids.
AUGGCGAUGUCGCUGACCUCCCAUCUCUGCCUGCUGGCGCUCCCAGUGAUGUCGCUGCUGCUGCUCUUCUCUCCUAUUGGCUGGAGCCACGACAGCCUCACCCCGGGGUGCCACCUUUACCCCUUCAACGUGACGAUCCGAAGCGACCGCCGCGGCACCUGCAAAGGCACCCACCUGGUGUACGCCUGCGUGGGCUACUGCGAGUCCAGCGCCUUCCCGUCCAGGUACUCGGUGCUGGUGGCGUCCAACUUCACCCACAACAUCACCUCGGUUUCACGAUGCUGCACCAUCAGCAAGGACGCCAAGGUCAAGGUUCGCCUGGACUGCCCUCGAGGCCGCCACCACGACGAAAUCGAGAUCCUGACGGCGAAGGCGUGCCGCUGCGACAUGUGCCGCAAAUCCCGCUACUGA